Sinocyclocheilus grahami is the source of this 839-nucleotide messenger RNA. Its product is annotated as gastrula zinc finger protein XlCGF7.1-like. The record is from RefSeq and is a predicted model, not a curated record. Gene Ontology annotation, molecular function: DNA-binding transcription factor activity; RNA polymerase II cis-regulatory region sequence-specific DNA binding. The coding region runs from base 1 to 717 and encodes 238 amino acids. Gene Ontology annotation, biological process: regulation of transcription by RNA polymerase II. Lineage: Eukaryota; Metazoa; Chordata; Actinopteri; Cypriniformes; Cyprinidae. The transcript has a single exon.
AUGAACAUCCACACUAGAGAGAAACUGUACACAUGUGGUCAAUGUGGCAAAACAUUUUUGUGGGCUUCAGACCUGAAGAAACACAUGAAUAUUCAUACAGAGGAGAAGCCACAUUCAUGUUAUUUGUGUGGAAAGAGUUUCUCACGCAAAACAAGGCUUGAUGUUCACAGGAGAAUUCACACUGGAGAGAAACCGUUCACUUGCGUUCAGUGCGGGAAGAGUUUUGCACAAUUAGCCCACCUCAAAGAUCACAUGAACAUCCACACUAGAGAGAAACUGUACACAUGUGGUCAAUGUGGCAAAACAUUUUUGUGGGCUUCAGACCUGAAGAAACACAUGAAUAUUCAUACAGAGGAGAAGCCACAUUCAUGUUAUUUGUGUGGAAAGAGUUUUUCACGUUUACAAAGUUUAAAAGAACAUCAGAAAAUACAUGCUGCUGUGAGAGAGUACAUGUGCUUUGAGUGUGAAAAGACUUUUAUUUCAGCUGCACAUUUGAAACGGCACGAGAGGAUUCACACUGGAGAGAAACCUUAUAAGUGUUCACACUGUGACAAGAUAUUCACUCAGUCAGGAAUCCUGAAAAGACAUGAGAGGAUCCACACUGGAGAGAAACCGUAUCACUGCACUGCAUGUGGGAAGUGUUUCUAUCAAUCUUCUUCUCUACACAGACAUACAAAAAACAAUCACAGUCUGAUGCCGCGUCCUCACCAAAUGUGACACAAUAAUGCGUCAAGCAGUAAAAUAUCAUCUGGAUAAAUCUGUCCUAACCAGACAUUACAAGCGACAUGACAAAGAAACAUUAUCUAAAGUUUUCACAGUGAAUAAAGUUAAUCUUCAAA